CCAGAGAAGUAGGGAUAUUUGUCUGCGAAGCAGGGGGAUUUUUCACACUUAAAAUCCUCGUUAGUUUUCCCGCGAAACGCGGUUUAGUGUUUAGUUCCAUGAUGCUGCCUUGCUGUUAAAACAGGUGUGUUAUGUUUCAUCUAAAAUAGAAGAAUCUUACCUCGCUUUAUUCUCGUAGUAUUUCAUACUGAAGAAUUUCGAUAAGCUAUUCUUUUUAACGUGGAAGUCAUGAUAACUUCGCGUUGGUGUUCGUGAUAUUUUAAAAGAUUAAAUUAGGACUUUAAAAGUUGAAAACUACUUAAUUAUAUCAUGGUGAUCAUUUUGUACAUGAUGGAAAUCAGUCCCCCUUGUCGGGCUGUUCUGAUGACUAUCAAAUAUUUAGGGCUUCAAGCCGAACUAAGGGAAGAAAACCUCAUCAUUGGGAACUCGAAUAGACAUCCAGAAUUUUUAAAGAUCAAUCCAAGGUCCUGCGUUCCAACGAUAGAUGAUGACGGUUUCUAUCUUUGGGAAAGCCGUGCCAUAAUGACGUACUUAGUGAAUAAGUAUGCUCCAUGCAGCCCCAUCUAUCCAAAAGACCCCAAAAAGCGUGCUCUUGUCGACAUGAUGCUCAAUUUCGACCAAGGGACGUUGUACAGAUCACAAGUCGAGUACUUAUAUCCUCUCAUAUUCCGUGGCGAGCCUCCAGAUUUAUCGAAAGAAACAAGCUACAGGAAUUCCCUGUGCAUGUUAGAGCAGUCUUUGCAACUGAAUGCUUACGUUGCUGGAAAGCGUCUUACUUUGGCCGACUUUUCGAUAGUGGCCAGUAUAUCAUUGGCUGAGAUUUACGACUACAACUUCAAGCCUUUUCCAAGAAUAGUCGAAUGGUUGAAGCGGUUGAAGACGGAACUGCCCUUCUACAGGGAAAUCAACGAAGUUCCACUGUUUCAGUUCAAAUUUUGGUACAGGCCGUAUUCAGACAGCGACGAAGACAUGAGACACUUCGACAUCAAUUUGGAUACAACAAGAUUGUAGUUCGACUUCAAGAGAAAUUAUUUUUGAUUUUCAGCUCAUAUAUUUUUUUAAAGCACAGUUUAUAUUUUGAAAUGUCCUGUUUAUGCAAUUGUUUGCCUUUUAGAAUUCUUGAUUUUUUUUUAUACCCCCCCCCCCCCCUUCAUAUGUUCUAAAACUUGCUUCAGACGAAGAGUAACAACGAUAAAAAUUCCUCCACUCAGGUUCAGGGGUCUUCUUUGCUUGUAAAUUACUUUUUUGCUGCAUCUUCUCAUGCAGUGCGGAGGUAAAACGAGUGAGCAGAAGAAUUUUUGUUGUUGCUUCUGGUCUGAAACCAAAUAGGUAUGAAUACAAAUAGAAGGUUACCGACUCGUUUAUUUAUAGUGCAUUCAAAACAUUAGUAUAAAAGACGAAAAAUUAAAUUAAAAAAUUGUCGAGUACAGAUAUUCAGGGUGACUAAGUCAUGCCGUUUAACUUUCCGCAACUUCAAUUUUUUUUUAUAAGGAAGUUCAAAAUGAAGUUAAAAGGCUCAGCGCUGCACUCUCCUGGCUAGUUUAUACAACAAUUUUCUUCUCUUUAUUUUUACAACAAAAACGAACUGAAAAACGAGCUCACAUGACUUCCUUUUACGCCAAUUUAAUUAUAAUAGUAGUGCCUUGGAGUAAGCAAAGAAACACUUUAAAUAUUUUUGCCCCAAGUUUGCUGCGAACUGAAGCAAAAAAACGUUUUAUACAGGUUAAUUUUCCCAAUAUUGGACAUUUUAAUGUGAUUCAAUAGUUAACUCUCUAAAUAUCGCCAAUAAUGGCCAAAAUGAAACCAAAUUAAAAAAUAAAACGCCAAGUUUGUCGACAAGUUGGCAAAAAAUUUGGCAACCAAAAGCUUGGCGCUAUGUCGCCAAGUUUUUGCCAAAUUAUAACACCACUUGCAUUUUGCAUUGAUAUUAACAAUGAUUUCUCCCCAAAAAGGUAUAAAAGACCCCCUUAGGAACAUCUGAAUGCAACCAAAAGGGGAGGUGCACAACUAGAUCCCACUAGGAGUCUACGCACCAAAUUUCAACUUCCUAGGGCAUACCGUUUUUGAGUUAUGCGAGAUACAUACGCACAUACAUACAGACGUCACGAGAAAACUCGUUGUAAUUAAUUCGCGGAUUGUCAAAAUGGAUAUUUCAGGUGUUUAUACGUUCUUAAGUACAUAUCCACGUGUGGUCGGGUUGAAAAAAAAAACAACUCAACAUUCAUUCGAGGGCAAGAAAAGGAAAUUAAGGCCGAAUUUUGGGUCAAAAAUUUUUCCGAAUACAAUACUUCCUUUACUUCGUAAAAGGAGGUAAAAAAAGGGGGAGGGGGCACGGCAAUCGUUAAUUACUAAAACUGCAUCUAAAUAAUUGCUAUUUGGAAGCUAUUUUUUAAAUUGCCACAAUAGGUCUUCCUCAUGGGGCAUGCACAGAAAUUUUGGGGCCCGUCACAGAUGACUUUUGCGCCCCCCCCCCCCCCCCAUUGUUUAACCCUACGUCUCUACAUAUUUCACCUCUCAUUUCAAAAAUCUUGGGUCCCUCCAGACUCGUCGGGCUGGGUUCAACAGGUGUCCUUUCUCUCCCCCCCCCCCCUGCACGUCCCUGGUCUUCCUGCGUUGAAAUAUUCUUCGCCAUAUUGUAAACGAUAGAGUUCCUGGCAAUGUUAUGAAGUACAAAGGGGAAGUUUUUAAGCAUUCAGAAAUCUUAUUUUGCUGCAUUAAAGUAGUAAUUACAUUUAUUUACAUGAUUUAUUCUGCAUUCCGUUUACUGCGUGGUUCAAAGUUAAAUUAAGUAGCAAGGUAGCUUCCAAUCUAGGCGAAUAAUUCAUUUGGAAUGGAAUUAAUAAUCAUUUCUAAAUCUUGGAUAACCAUAUCAUACUUAAAGAGUUUUCCUUCCGUUUUAUAUCAACUACUAGUGGUUGAAAAUUAAAAGGUCAUUCGAUUCGCCUGUUUAUUUACAAAUAAUGGAUGACGAAUUUUUCGCCAAUUGGCUAUGUUCAUUCACUCUCCCAUUCCACGUCAUGCUAAUUUCGUAAUUUACUCGUCCAUCUUAUGAUAACUUUGCUCCGGAAAAUGUUCUUAAAAUUGAAAUAGAAAAGGAACAAAAUCGAAUUUUCGAAAAAUCACUUCGAGGUGCACACCCCCAUGCUACAAACUAACUUUGAGCCAAAUUUCAUGAAAAUCGGCCGAACGGUCUAGGCGUAUGCGCGUCACAGAGAUCCAGACAUCCUCCAGACAGAGAGACUUUGAGCUUUAUUAUUAGUAAAGAUAAAGAUUACAGUAAAAAUACUAAAAUAUGAGUGAGACCGUUUAAAACAGAAAUGUUGUUGCGCAAAGUUACCCUGAACCACUGGAACCGUUCAAUAGAAUCACGUGAUUAGAAGAAAAAGCGAGGGCGCCCAUAUAGGGAGGGGGGCUCAAGUCCUCCCCCCUUUGAAAUUAGAACUUUCUUGCUCUUAGUAUUUUUUACUUUGCAAAAAUACAAAAACAUUUCUUCUCCAGCAAUUAAUGAAUAAGUUAUUAAAAAUGUCAAAUUUUAAUAACUAAUCGGUUCUGAAAUCGGUUUCUACGGGGGAAAAUUUGACCCUCCCCCCUUAAAUUUUUGCAUAUGGGCGCCCUUGAGAGUAAGAGUACAACUUCGAAACAUGUAACUUUGUUUUUAAAAAAUACGUAUACUAAAAGGUUUCUUCAUUUUUAUUGCUUUUUGCCUUAAUUUUGUAUUUCUUUGUUCAUUGUUUUGUUUUUGAUUGUCAUUUUCGUUCAUAGUCAUGUAUGUUUUUUAUGUUCGUUAUACAUAUUCAGUAACGCACUCACCUCAUUGGUUAAAGCAGUGUUUACUGCAAUGUUGUCCAACCAUUUUUAUUAUCCCAAGGAUACACCUCAUAAGUAUUAUUAUA
Molecule: messenger RNA, 3893 nt
Organism: Uloborus diversus
Lineage: Eukaryota; Metazoa; Arthropoda; Arachnida; Araneae; Uloboridae
Product: glutathione S-transferase 1-like
Exons: 5
Coding region: 310-1011 (233 amino acids)
Biological process (GO): glutathione metabolic process
Molecular function (GO): glutathione transferase activity
Source: RefSeq, a predicted model, not a curated record